UGUGUGUGUGUGUGUGUGUGUGUGUGUGUGUGUGUGUGUGUGUGUGUGUGUGUGUGUGUGUGUGUGUGUGUGUGUCUCUCUUUUCUGUGUAUCUGGGAGCAGACCAUAAACUCGCUCCUCGGAGCAGCGGCGGGCUCUUACCCUCGGAGACACGGGUAACCAUGACUCUGAUCCCUCCAACUUUAUGAGCGUGAACCCGCGGCGGGAUUAAAACGCAUUCUUCGCGUGACGCAAUGAGGAGACGACAGACGACGCGGACCCUACGCGCGCUCCACUAACAGCCCCCCCGAUACCGAUAUCGAUCUCGACCCCCGGACCCCCGCGAUGGACGAGGCGUGCUCCCCGGGAGACCAGCCCUGAGCCACCCGGGAAGCUGACUCCUCUCCCGGGAGACCACGGACAUGACGGCACCGGGACCCGUGUUCAACCCGCCGCGGUGGCGGCUGCGGCUGCAGAGUUUCCUCGCGUGCUGCUGUCUGCUGCGCGCGGUCACCGGAAAGGUCGCUCAGGAUGGAUACUCAGACACGCUGCAGAACACAGGCUCUCUCUCCUGUAUGGACGGCUUCACAGAGCUGGGCUUCUACAACGGCUCCGUCUCCCAGACCGAGGCCGGCACCCCCUGCAUGGUCUGGACCGAGUUCCCCGACUACGUGCUGCAGUACCCGGGCCGCGGCCUGGGGGCCCACGCCUUCUGCAGGAACCCCGACCGCGAGACCCAGCCCUGGUGCUUCUUCAGGCAGGCCUCGGGGGCCAUCGGCUGGGCCUACUGCGACUGCCUGCAGGGUGCGGCCCGGCUGGUGGGCGGGGCGUCGCCCAGCGGGGGCCGUGUGGAGGUGUACCUGAGCGGCCAGUGGGGGUCUGUGUGUGACACGCACUGGACGGACCGCGACGCCAGCGUCAUCUGCAGACAGCUGGGGCUCGGGGAGAUCGGGACGGCGCUCCAGCACUCCUACUUUGGACCGGGCGUCGGCCUCUACCACUACGAGAGUCUCGGUUGCCGCGGCGACGAGAACACCCUGCUGGCAUGUCACACGCGGAAGUUCCAGAGCGGCGACUGCAACCAUGGCAACGAGGCGGGCGUGGUCUGCGCUGCACCUGAGGGCAACGGGGCCCCCCUGCGGCUGGUGGGGGGUCUGGAGGAGUUCGAGGGCCGGGUGGAGGUGUUCCACGAGGGCCGCUGGGGCAGCGUGUGUGACGACCAGUGGGACGACAUCGAUGCUGAGGUGGUCUGUCGACAGCUGGGCCUGGGGGGGGUGCCCAAGUCGUGGAGCUGGGCCCACUUCGGGCAGGGCAGCGGGCCGGUGUUCCUGGACGGGGUCCACUGCACGGGUAACGAGCUGUCCCUGGAGGACUGCCCCCACAACGGAUGGAGCCAGCACAACUGUGACCACAUGGAGGACGCGGGCGUGUCCUGCAACCCCUACACCGACGGAGUGGUGCGCCUUGUGGCAGGAGAAAGCCCCUGGCAGGGCCGGCUGGAGGUCUACCACCAGGGGGACUGGGGCACCGUGUGCGACGACAACUGGACCGAGACCAACGCCCAGGUGGUCUGCAGACAGCUGGGCUUCAGUGGGCGGGCGGCGGUGGCGCGGGACCGGCAGUAUGGCGAGGGGGCGGGUCUGAUCCUGCUGGACGAGGUGCAGUGCGGGGGGAAGGAGAGCUCCCUGCUGGCCUGUGGCCACGCCCCCUGGGGGCGCCACGACUGCUCCCACAGCGAGGACGUGGGAGUGACCUGCCAGCCCGCCCCCGAGAACAACGACAUGCCCGCCCCCCCCACCCCCACCGGCCCGCUGGUGCGUCUGGUGGCGGGGGAGAGCCGGAGGGAGGGCCGGGUGGAGGUCUUCCUGGGGGGUCAGUGGGGGAGUGUCUGUGAUGACGGCUGGAACGACCUCAACGCUGCAGUGGUCUGCAGACAGCUGGGAUACAUGGGCCCAGCGAAGGGCCGCUCGAUGGCGUACUUUGGUGAGGGGCAUGGCCCGAUCCACCUGGACAAUGUCAGGUGCUCGGGGGCGGAGUCUUACCUGGGGGCGUGUCCCGCCGAGGGCCAGGGCGACGCCCACAACUGCCGGCACAGCGAGGACGCCGGAGUGAUCUGCGACUACAAGGCGGAGCCGGCCGGGAUCACCGCGGCAACGCACGCCACCUGCGGCGUCCGGCUCAACAACCAGCGGCGGCGCAGGCGCAUCGUGGGAGGAGACAAGUCCCUCAGGGGAGACUGGCCCUGGCAGGUGUCUCUGUGGCUGAAGUCUCUGUCCAAGGGAAACCAUCCCCUGUGCGGAGCCACGCUGAUCAACUCCUGUUGGGUCGUCACGGCGGCGCACUGCUUCAAAAGGUUCGGCAGGGACCCUGCGCGCUACAUGCUACGACUAGGCGACUACCACACGGUGGAGCAGGACGACUUCGAGCGAAGCCUGACCCCGGAGCGCAUCGUGAUCCACAGGAAGUACCUGAGCCAGGGCUGGGAGUACGACAUCGCUCUGCUGCGGCUGAAGGGCGAGGAGGGGGGUUGCGUGGCCUCCAACCCCCACACGGGGCCCGUGUGUCUGCCGGCCCCGGGGCCCAAGCUGAGCGCCAAGAGGCCCGCGGCCUGCGUCAUCACUGGCUGGGGCAUCACAGACUCGGAGUACUCCCGCACCCUGCUACAGGCCUGGGUCCCCCUGCUGCCGUCCUGGAAGUGCAAGAAGCGCUACGGCGACCGCUUCACCAGCCGCAUGAUCUGCGCCGGCAGCGUCUCCGAGCACCGCCGCGUUGACAGUUGCCAGGGCGACAGUGGCGGCCCCCUGGUGUGCCAGGGGGAGGGGGGCCAGUGGGCGCUGACGGGGGUCAUCUCGUGGGGUCACGGCUGCGGACACCCCUCUUACCCGGGCGUGUACACCCGGGUCAGCCGCUUCCUGCGCUGGAUCGACCAGGUGACCGGCAAGCCCUCCAAACACUGAACGCCGCCGCCGCCGCCGCCAUGAUGACCACGGCGAUGGCGGCGUCGCCGUGCGGCGGAGGCGGUAACCGUGGUUACCACGGGACUUCACGGGACGUAGUGGGGGGGGCUGGGGACAUGUUUGCGUUUAGGGGUGAUCACACUGGUUCUAUGUACUGUAGACACCCAGGAAGUAGGUACGCCGUAGGUCUGGGUGCCUCUGGGAUUCUGAGGGCACCCAAAGCUAAACAAAGACACUAAUUGAGUAACAUCUGGCUGAUCUGUCGUAGGACAGAUGUGUAUGAAGAUAUACAUGUGAGUAUAUGGAUAUGUCUGUCGCCCUGACGGGGGUUCAGAUUUUUGGAAUGGGGCGUACAGCCGUGAUGUGGAGACCCAUGGUGUACCCACUACAGUGUGGGCGUCUACACUGAGGUAUCACCCGGCCUUGGCAGUAUUUACGCGAUGCCCGCUCGCUCCAUCCAUGCCCGGGUAUCCUCUCACGUCGCCCAUCCUCAUGUUGCUCCAGGCCCCGGUACCGUGUCCUGGUAAGCAUGCGCAUUGUUGUCAGUGCUAGAGCCAGGUUACUGUAUUUGCUUCUGUGUGGCUCUCUGCAUGUGCCAUGGAAACAUGCCAACACCACCACCACCACCACCACCUCCUCACCAGUAGUGAGACAGUACAUGCACUAUGGCUGCUCCAUGCAUCCUUUAUAACCCAGUAUGGAUCCCCAUAGUGUUAGCCUGGGGAUCAGGGGGGUAAGGGUCUCAUCUGACUGACGAUGGAUGAGGCUUGUCUGUGUUUUGGAUUUGUACAUAUUUGACGAUCUGUGCGUGUUAUUGUGUUUCCUGAACAUUCCUGUUGUGUUGUACACACUUCCACUGCCUUCUCUUCCUGGUUAUUCACACCGCCGGUCAAACCGUUCGACCUGAGGACUCACAGGACGGGUCCGGCUGCUGUUGUUUUAUUCAAGGAGAUUAAAGAUGCUGAUGGUAAGAUUUAAGAGUAGAAAGAGAGAGAGAGAGAGAGAGAUAGUAAAUAAAGAGUUCAAGAUUUUUUAACAAAUACAACGCAGAAAAUUCAAAACAGUAUUCAAUGUUCUCAAUUCUCCACAACAAUAACAAUACAACUGCUGACGACCAUUUCUCCAAAAUGACUCUCGAAUAAUAACAGCUCUCAAAUCUUACCUACUUCACCUUUAAGGUUAGCUUAAGGAAAUCUUAUUUUUUUCAUUGUGCUGUUCAUUAAGGGGCCCUUCAUACGAAAAAAAAAAUCUUUUUCCAAAAAAGACAAAAGAACUACAAUGUGAUUAUGAACCAUCACAGGAGGGAGAUGGCCAAGUUUCUACAUCGCCAACAAUGCAUCAGAAGCUGCAGUAAUUGUCUUGUUCACGUGCUGGUCUCUCUCUGUAUUGUUUACUUGGCUUGAAUAAAAGUCCUUCCU
Messenger RNA from Gadus chalcogrammus (walleye pollock), 4354 nucleotides. RefSeq names its product neurotrypsin. The transcript has 14 exons. Gene Ontology annotation, cellular component: membrane. The record is from RefSeq and is a predicted model, not a curated record. The coding region runs from base 402 to 2936 and encodes 844 amino acids. Gene Ontology annotation, biological process: proteolysis. Gene Ontology annotation, molecular function: serine-type endopeptidase activity. Lineage: Eukaryota; Metazoa; Chordata; Actinopteri; Gadiformes; Gadidae.